CGAUCUCUCUUCCCCCCCUUUCCCUCGGCCGCGUCGCCAUCGCCACCGUCGCCGACGCCGUCCGUCGGUCUAGAACCAGAGAAGCGACUGCCCAGGCGCUGCCGCCCGUAGGUGUUUGUGACUUUUCCUGGACCUAUCAGUGGAGCGGCAGAGGCCGAAACAGAAAUGGCGUCGUCCGCUGAUGAGGCGGCCUCCGACGGUGGCGACGUUCGAUCCGAAAGGGGGAAGAAGUCGUACAUGGCAGAGACUCGACAGUGCUUGGUACUUGCUAGGCAGAGCCUGCCUCGUGACGUGUACGACGAGUUUGUCAAGACCAUGACUGAGAUUUGGAAAAGGAGUGUCGAUCCUGACGGUGAAAUCAGGAAUAUCUCCGUCGAAAGCUACAAAGAGACGGUCAUGGAGCUAUUCCAGGGCCAGCCUGAAGUCAUGCAGGGCUUCAUCUACUUUACACAAGGCCAUAGCCCCUUCAAGGACAAUGCUAUCCGGAUGGAAAAUCCAUUAGAUUUCAUUCAGAGACUGAAGAGAAACCCUGACAUCACUAACGAGGAGUAUGCCGCUAUUAUCAAGACCUUGCUAGCAUACAGAAAGCAAGGAGGGACCAUGACCGUUGCAGAUGUUUUCCAUAAUGUGAAGAAAUGCUUGAGUAACUGUCCCGAGUUACUAGAUGAGUUUAUAAAAGUUUAUCUGCCACCUCGCCCAAAUGUUGCUCUGCCAGAUGAGGAGUCCUGCAGAAAUCUGAAGCCUGGUCGAGUGGGCGAGGCCAUUUCAAGCAUUACUCCAGAUGCUUAUCACAACUUGGAUAGUAUCCUUAUGGAAGAUGAUGAUAGCGAAGAAGGUUAUGAAGAACCGCCUUGUGCCGAAGAGGGCGAGGAAGACAAGGUUGAGCCCUUGCCAGACUGGAUUCCCUCAAGAGAAAAGGAAUUUCCCCCAAAGGCAGACAUCACUAACUGCAAACGUUACACUCGUAGCUAUUACCUGCUACCAGAUAAUUGUAUAACUCUUCAAUCAAGCUACCAGACCGAACUGGGAAGGUCUAUUUUCAAUGAUUGUUUGGUUUGUAGCACAUCUGGGAGUGAGCGAUCAGAUGGCUCUAAGUGCAAAACUAAAAAUGAAUCAUCUGCUGGGUGUGAGGAAUCGGAUAGCUGUAAGCCCAAAAUUGAAAAUAAAUUUGAAUCAACAAUUUCGGCAUGUGAAGAGGAAAUGUUUGAGAGUGACAUGCUGUUGCAUUGGUUUAGUGAGACUGCUGACUUUAUUUCAAAUCUCCAACAGCAUGUUGACAGAGAUUUGAAGAUUAAUGAACAUCUAUCUCCUCUACACCGGAAGUGCAUUCAAAAACUAUAUAAUGAUGAUUACGAUCAUUAUUGUUUGUUGGAGAGUAAGAACACUAGUGCUGCUCUUGCUGUUCUACUUUCUCGUUUAAAUCAGAAGGUUGAAGAUUUGUCGGAGGCACGUUUAUGUUUGCAUAAGACACGCUCACAGGUUAUUGCCAAAAAUUACUACAAAUCGCUAGAUCAUCAUGGCCCCUCUUUCAAAAUAUUGGAUACAAAGAGGAUGAGCCAAAAAGCUUUGCUGGUUGAAGCCAAAGAAAUCAAUAAAACGAGGUUGAAUGUUGCAGAUGAAUAUGCUAAUCCUGUGAUGCAUGAGGACAUAAGCAGUAUCAUUUCCUCUGCAUGCGCUUCUGAUGAGAAGCAGAUGAUGACUUGGACAAAACUAGUACAUCCAUUUCUUUCGGCUAAUUGUCAAUGGCCAGACUACUUGAAGGAAACUGUAGCUCACAAAGAGGCUUGUGAAGAUUGUGGUAUCAAAAAAGAUUUCCUUGGUAGCAUUCCCAAUGAUUCACCUGCUCACAAGCUUUCUUUAACUCCCAAGAGUGGUGGGAAAAACUCCAUCGAUUGUAGUUCUUCGCAUGAUGUUUUUGAUGCGGAGAUCGAGGAGGGUGAGUUCAUACCCGCUAAAGAACCAACAAGUAGUGAUGUUUCUGCAUCUGUUGGAGAUGGAUUGAGCUUUCGAUGUCUGGCAACUGAUACUUCCCGACCUAGUACUUGUGACCACGGGAAUGAGCCUGAAUCGCAGCAUGAAUCAAGGCAGCACUCCAGAAGAACAGCUAAAUCGCGUGGUGUGAAAGGAGGUGCUUGUUGUUCUCUCAUGGUGCUCUGCAGGCUUUACCAGAUUUUAUACGAGAGACUACAAACUGCGAGAAAUUUAUGUACCAGCGAUCUAUAUGAAGAAUUUAAGGAGAAACUCUGCAGACUGCUUGAUCACUCUAUUGACAAUUGCAAUUUUGAAGACUUCUGUCUGAAAUUUCUUGGGCCAAAGUCCUUCGAACUUUUCACUCUGGAUAAAGUGAUAAAGCGAGUCACCAAGCAGCUUUGCAUACUUUCUUCAAGUGAUCAAGACAACUCGCUUCUUCAGUUCCUUGAGAAAUUAAGAAGACCAAUUCAACCCAAAAUAUUGCCGCAACAUCAAAGUUCACCAACCCAGCAAUCAAAUGGGCUGCUGAAGCAUGAUCGGGAGGAGCAAGAGAAAGCUUCCAUUGAUGAUACUGGAAAACUGACGUCACGCCAUUUUCAGAGAAGGAAAAAACGCAAGUUGGAGAACUGCCCAGGGAGUUGCUCUCAGCUUGGAAUAAAGGAUUCAAACUCGUAGUUGAUUAGUAAAUGCAUGGUUGCUGUAUAUCUCUAUGUAUACCUUGUUGUGUAGUAUAACAUGUUAGAUAGCACCAAAUGCAAUUUUUUAUGAUAGAUGUUGACCCUUAGAAGGCCAGAUAUUUCUUUGUCGGUCAAUAAAGUCUGUCAAUAUUUGCAUAAUGCACCCACAUCAAUUUAUUGGACUGCUGCAAAA
This is a messenger RNA of Brachypodium distachyon (stiff brome), 2841 nucleotides long. RefSeq names its product paired amphipathic helix protein Sin3-like 5. NCBI's taxonomy places the organism in Eukaryota, Viridiplantae, Streptophyta, Magnoliopsida, Poales, Poaceae. Bases 166 to 2646 code for a protein of 826 amino acids. The transcript is spliced from 17 exons. Gene Ontology annotation, cellular component: chromatin; histone deacetylase complex. Gene Ontology annotation, biological process: negative regulation of transcription by RNA polymerase II. The record is from RefSeq and is a predicted model, not a curated record. Gene Ontology annotation, molecular function: transcription corepressor activity.